UGAUAUCUUCGUUCGAAUUUUAAUACAAAUGUAAAAAGUGGUUAAGUUUGACAGUGAGCAACAUUCGGAAAGGUCUUUGUUGUAUAUGUAUUUGUUGUCUCUAACUUGUAAGAACAGACAAAACGUAUAACUGUCUCCAUGGAGGACGAAGAGAAUGCAUCAAUGAGUGAAGAUCUAAUUAAGGUAAUGUUCAAUAAUGAAGACACAGACAACCAAAUGAGGGAGAAUGAUAAAAAGCCAACAUGUUCAGAUGCUGUUCACCUGGUGAUAGAACUAAGGAAUUUGGCUAGAGGGAGUGAUGCAGCGAAAGUGGAUACAACCCAAGAACUACAUCUUACAUUACAUCAGGUGGCUAGAAAUGGUGAUAUUAAAGUUAUGCAGAUUCUUCUUGGAAAUAUUCCUGAAGAUUUGGUGCUUAAAAAAGUCAAUGAAGUUGAUGAAGAUUUAUUGACUCCACUUCAUUAUGCUGCUCGAUAUAAUAACAUUGAUGUUGUAAAAUUACUAGUUGAGAGAGGAGCAGAUGUUAAUUUUCAAGGAGAAGAUGGACUUGUUCCUCUCCACUUUGCAGCUAGAUAUAAAAAACCAGCUAAAAGAGAAUUAGCAAACACCCCUCAUAAUGAUGAAGAUGCAAAAGAUGAUGCUUUCACUUCAGUGAUUAAAAUUCUUGAAUCUUCAGGGGCAAAUGUGAACUCCAAGGACAAAUAUGGGAUGACAGCUCUACAUUAUGCAGCAAUGCGAGGAAAUGAACUAGCAGCAAGAGAGCUUUUGGACUGUUCAGAGAUAAACACAGAGGUUUAUGACAAACAAGAAAUGACUCCUCUUCAUUUUGCUGCUAUCUAUGGAAACACAGAAAUAGCUACCGUGUUGCUUGAUGCUGGUGCUGCAAUGGAAGUGUUUGAUGAAGAUUUGUCAACACCACUGCACAAGGCUGCAAUGGAAGGGCAUUUAGAGAUUGUAAAGCUUUUUCUGUCAACAGGCGAAUCCAAAGGAUCACUUGAGGAGAUGAUAUCACACCGUGAUGAAGAAAAAAACAUGCCACUUCAUUUGGCUGUGGAAAGAGGACACUCAGAAAUAGUUAAACUUCUGUUAGACAAAGGAGCUAAAGUUAAUGUACCUCGAGUGAAGUUUGUUUAUCCACUCCACUUGGCUGCUAUCUCAGGAAACUUAGAAAUUGUUAAAAUGUUAGUACAACAUAAUGCAAGAAUAAACUGUCUGAACAUCAACCAGUCAACACCACUACAUCAGGCAGCAGCUUUUAAUCAAGUAGCAAUUAUUGAAUAUCUCUUGGAAAACAAAACUAUCAUGGAAUGCAGAGACAAGGAACAUUUAACUCCACUGCUAAUUGCUGCAUCAAAAGGUCAUGAAGAUGCUGUUACAGUACUUCUUGACCAUAAUGCUGACAUAGGUGUUGUAGACAAAAGUGACAGAACAGCUGUAUACUGGGCAGCAAAGGAAAAUAAUCUUGCAGCAUUAAAGAUUCUUUUGAAACACCCACUAGGAAGACGACUAGUUGAUAGAAGUGAUCGUUACGAUAACAGUCCUCUGCAUGUUGCUGCUCAGAAUGGUUACUUGGCUAUAUUUAAGUUACUAGUGGAGUUUGGGAGCGAUAUUAGUAAUAAAAAUGAAGAUGAAGAAACCCCUCUUCAUGUUGCUGCUAAAGAUGGUCGAACAAAUAUUGUGCGAGCAAUCGUUGCAGAAGACAAGACCUUGGUGAAUGAUGAGGAUGAAAGUUCUAACACUCCCCUCCACAUAUCAGCUAUAGCUGGACAUGACAAAGUAAUCAAGCUGCUCCUUAGUGCUGGAGCCAAUGUAGAAGCUAGAAAUUGCUACAUGUGGACACCUUUAGAUUGUGCUGCUAGUUCUGGUUGGGUGAAGACUACAAAGAUUCUUCUAAAAGCUGGUUGUCCUGUUGACCCAAUGGAUAAAACCAAAACCACUCCACUUCAUUUGGCAGCUGAAAAAGGACAUGCAGAAGUAGUGAAGUUACUUUUAUCAUGGGGUGCAAAUAUUGCUCAGAAAGAUAACAAUGGUAACAACUGUUUGGAUUUGGCCAUUGAUCACAGGCAUUCAAAUGUUGCACAAACAAUUCUUGAAGGGGAUGAUUGGGAGAAAGCUUUAAGAAAUGAAACAGAUGCAAAUAAGUUUGGAAUUCGGCAGACCCCUCUGAGGAAGCUGAUUGUUCACAUGCCAAGUUUAGCUGAAUUUGUUUUUAACAAGUGUGUAGAGACAAAUGGGCUUUCUCCUGAACAUCCUGAGUUAUCAAAGACCUUCAACUACCAGUAUCUUGAUGACAUGUUUGAAGUAUAUAAAAAUGGUCCUGAUUUUUGUGCCUAUGAUGAUGAUGGCAGUGUUAAAGAAGAUGCCCAGGUUUAUACUACUGACACUAAAAUUUUGCAAAAUAAUCAUCCCUUAAUGAUAAUGGUUCAAUCAAAACGACAGACUCUACUAGGACAUCCUCUGUGUACAAGUUUGGUUAAUUAUAAGUGGAAAAGAUAUGGAAGAUAUGUCUACUAUGGCGAUCUUUUCAUCUUCUUAAUCUUCUUAACAUUCUUGACAGGCUAUGUCCUUACAACGCCUCCACCUUGUCCAGAAAAGAUACUGUAUGAAAGCGCUCACUGUUGCUUUAGAAACAAUACUUGCCCUCCUUCCAUGGGUCCAUGUGACGACAACUCUAGCAAUUUCACACAGACUUGGUUUGCUCAGAUAGGAAAAUUUGUCAUUUAUGUCAUGGCUAUCAUCAAUCUGUUUAAAGAAGUUUUCCAAAUGUAUGAGAAAAGACUUGCAUAUUUCACAGUUGAGAACUUGAUUGAAUGGUGCUGCUAUAUAUCAGCAUUGCUUUUUGUUUUGGACUUUACAAGUUGUUCACAAACCACUGGAAUUAGACUGGUGUGGCAGUGGCAAUUGGGAGCUCUCUCUGUUUUCCUGGCGUGGAUAGUACUAGUCAUGUUCAUUCGCAAAUUUCCUGUUCUUGGGAUAUAUGUAAACAUGUUCACUGACAUUCUACGCACAUUCUCAAAAUUUUUUAUUGUCUUUUUCUUAUUCAUUGUUGCUUUUGCUUUUGGAUUUUAUACUCUUUUGCAGAAUCAGGAUCCCUUUGAAAACAUUGGAGAAUCUAUACUGAAAACUAGUGUUAUGAUGAUUGGAGAGAUAGAGUUUGACAGUAUCUUCAAUGAUAGUGAGAACCCAAUUCAUUUUAAACCACCAACCUACAUCUUGUUUGUCAUCUUCCUCAUCUUAAUGUCCAUUAUCAUCAUGAACCUAUUAGUUGGUCUUGCAGUAGAUGAUAUAAAGAGUGUACAAGAACAUGCAGCUCUUACACGUCUUGCAAUGCAGGUGGACUUGGUACUGAAUGUAGAAAGCAUACUUCCUAUAAUUUUUCGUCGACAUUGUAUCCAACAAAAACAGACUUGCUACCCAAAUGCAUGGAAGACACAAAACAGAUUUGUCAGAAUGUUAAUGUUCUACAAGGAAAUGAAUUUAUACUUAGAACCACCAAAGACUGCUGUAAUGAAAAUAGAGGAGCAACAGGAACUGAUAUCCAAAAAACUGUCCUAUAUGCAAGAAGAGCUCCAACAACUGAGGAAGCAGAACAACCGUCUUCAACAUCUUUUGAUGACAGUUGCUGAAAAUUCAGGAAUUGAAUGGCACGAUGAAGACCAGUUUAACAUCUGAAUUGUUAAAAGAGAAAGUUUACAGCUUUUAGUGACUGAUUAUUCAUACUUGCAUUGUAUUUAGUUGUUAAUAUAAAAGAAAAUAUUGAAUUAUUAUUCUGUUCAUAAACAAAAUAAUUUUUAUGUUCCAGUUUUUUGUUUUGUAUAAGAAACUUAUCCUAAGUAGUUUUUGAAAGGGCAUAUUUUUUAAAGCUCUGUUUUACCAAACUUGUGACUUGUGUAAUAUAUUAAAUAACUUCUAACAAACUUUAAAUAAUGUAUGUUUUAUUCAUUACUGUACAUAUAACUUUACUAAUACCUUGAUUUUGAUCAAGAAAAAACCUAUUUUUCAUUUCUGUUUACCCAAUAUAUCUACAUCAAAAUUUUUUAAUGAAUGGCCAGUUGUUUUUAAGUUGACAUUCAACUUUUAUGAAAAAAUAUCAUGUAUAUUACAGUGAAUACAUAAUGUAUUGAUUGUUUUUAUUCAUUUAAAAAAAAUACCAGAAAAGUUUCAUAAUCAUUUACUUCAUUUAUCUACAUGAACAAAGUAUUUAUAAUAUUGAUAUGAAUGAUUGUAUUAAACAACUGAUAACUAAGAAAAGUUGUUUUUUAAAUGAUGUAGUUUAAUAUAAGAAGUAAAUUAUGAGCAUUUCAUCCAAAGACAUUGUUAGUAAUACAAUAGAACAUUGAGAACUACUUACAAUUUUAGGUAUCAAUUUGUUCCUAGGAACACGGUUGUUUGCUCAUACCUGUUUGUGUAAAUACAAGGAA
This is a messenger RNA of Limulus polyphemus (Atlantic horseshoe crab), 4421 nucleotides long. RefSeq names its product transient receptor potential cation channel subfamily A member 1 homolog. The transcript is spliced from 24 exons. The coding region runs from base 139 to 3672 and encodes 1177 amino acids. The record is from RefSeq and is a predicted model, not a curated record. NCBI's taxonomy places the organism in Eukaryota, Metazoa, Arthropoda, Merostomata, Xiphosura, Limulidae. Gene Ontology annotation, biological process: transmembrane transport; monoatomic ion transport. Gene Ontology annotation, cellular component: membrane. Gene Ontology annotation, molecular function: protein binding; monoatomic ion channel activity.